Aspergillus bombycis is the source of this 1656-nucleotide messenger RNA. Its product is annotated as T6SS phospholipase effector Tle1-like catalytic domain-containing protein. The coding region runs from base 1 to 1656 and encodes 551 amino acids. The record is from RefSeq and is a predicted model, not a curated record. Lineage: Eukaryota; Fungi; Ascomycota; Eurotiomycetes; Eurotiales; Aspergillaceae. The transcript has a single exon.
AUGCUGGAUCACAGUAAAGGCGAGCAUUUCCACUAUUAUCAGCCAGGAGUCGGGACCCACGUAGCACCACAUCAUAACCGAACUCAACGCAUCAAGCACGAAUAUUUGAAGAUCAAAAAUGCUGCCAUCGGCUCCUCACUUGGCGAACAUAUUAUGGGGGGUUAUCUGUUCCUCAUGCGACAUUACUCUCCCGAUGACCGGUUAUAUUUGUUCGGGUUCGGCCACGGUUGUCAUGUUUCGCGCGUUCUAGGUGAAAUGCUGGAGUAUAUCGGUCUGCUCCUAGAAGGAGAUAAGGAACAGGUUCAUCUUGCUUGGAGAGUCUUCGCUGAGUGGCAGCAGCAGCGCGGGGGUAGCGAGGGGGAACGGAAGAAGAAGGCGAAACUUUUUCAACAUCUCGAGACCUUCCGGGAAACUUUCUGUCGCCCAAUCAGGCGUAUUAAAUUCAUGGGCCUGUUUGACUCCGUUCAUAGUGUGCCAUGGCUAGCACCUCCAGGGAUGCGCAGCGCGAAGUUCCUAAAAACUCCUCGCACUUCUAGUAGGGUCAUCCGGCAUGCGGUGGCGAUCGAUGAGCGCCGCGCUAAGUAUCGAGAGGACCUGAUAUCACAGAUCGAACAUGACAAUGACCCAAAUGAGCCGAGCACAGGAAGGCUUCCGCAACGUGAACGACCUUCGGAAGAGUCUAAGUCACAACCCUGCAGCCCUUCGCCCUCUGAUGCCGGAAGUACUUCAAACCACCAAGGCCAACGAUACCGUGCAUCUGAGUCCAAGCACAAUUCUCCAAGAAAAGGCCAGGCUUUGCCGAGGCUAGCUAGAGCUCCAGUGGAUUGGGACUCGCAAAGUGGAACUUCAGCAUCCUCGGCUGCCCGUCCGGAUACUGUUAGCCUCAUAGAUGACAAUGUUGUUGACGAUGAUGAUAACCAAGACAUCCAAGAAGUGUGGUUCGUCGGAGAUCACGCAGAUAUUGGUGGUGGUUACAAACUCGCUAAAGAUGAGAUGUGGCCUCUCAGCCACAUUCCGCUGGUUUGGAUGGUCCAGGAAGCGCAGCAGGCGGGACUUCAAUUUGACGAGCAAAAGCUUAAACGGUUCGAGUGCCGCGAAGAAUCCUUCAGUGAAUUCUCCCAUAUUCGGGCGGGAUCCCGGCAUUCCGAGCACUUAUCCCUUAGUCCAAACCGCCACUCUGGGGGUCUAACCAGUACUCAAAGAGUGGCAUCUGAUAGCACGCUCAGUCAGACGCAUCUCUCCUCCUGGAGUUCCAGCUACCAUACCGCUCUUGAGCUCUCUACCAAUCAAGGAUUACUCCAUGACGCAUUGGCGUUCAACAAUGGCCUGUCUAAGGUGUCUGUGAUCAAGUGGCGCCUUAUGGAGUACCUGCCGUUUCGUCGCAUGGAAUUGCAGCCGGAUGGGUCGUGGAGAGCUGUUCAAUGGCCUCCUUCCCGUGGAACCUCCCGCAAUAUUCCCGAGUCUGCUCAGAUUCAUGUAUCUGUGAGGGGUCGGAUCAAUGCCAAUCCAAACUAUCGCCCAGGCAACCUGAUCCUUGGUGACGGUGGACGGCAUAUAAGACGGGUAUCAUCAGAGCAUAACAUUGGGGAAUGGUCGGCGAAACGUUAUGAAGGAGAUCCAGUCAGGUGUGUACUUGAACGAAAAUUGAAUUUCUAA